CGUUCCGACAACGUGCUGCCAAUGAACCAACCUAAAAAGACUCAAACAUGGCCGCACCGCCACUUCCGUCGACAACGCGGAAACAACUCGUGCGAUACUUCGUCGAACGAGAUGGUCACGAAACUGCGCAGCAAAGCGACGAUUGAUUAUACAGGAUCAUACAAAAAUAUCACACUGACUUCUGCAACAUCAGUGAAGAUUCAGCGAGUGGCUUCUAAGCUUUUACUUUCCGCUCGUUCGAGGACACGUCUAGCGGUUAUAAACUGGCAACUGGAAUUAAGCACGGCUGUUACGAUAGUACGGAUGCGUAUCGGCUGGCGCGAGUUUACAUGUCUGGAGAACCAACUGCAACAGCCGACGCCACCGCAGAAUUUCAGUCCCGAGGGGCAACGCUAAACAAGUUUCUAACAUACAUACAUAUAUACAUACAUGAAUAACUGCGCCAGUCGCGCCCGUUGAUCGGUUAUUCAAUCAAGCUCUCUGUCCGGGGAUAUAUAGAACUUGGGGGGACAAAAUUCACUAAGGGAAUUCGGUGCAAGCUGGCGCUUAAAAUGUAAUUAGGAACAGAGAAGAUACUCGCUUUAGUUAUUUUAAGCACGAAAUUUACUCGGAUUAAGCUCACUCCAACUAUUGCACCGGUCUUUAUAAAAGUAUUUUGUGUAAUUGUAGAUUUCCCACUUUUAUAAAUCCUAUAUGAAAAGCAAUGUAUUCUGCGAUAUUAAUAUCCUUCUAUACAAAUAGAUUCAUUGAAAUCAAUUUGAUACGCGAACGAAAUAUUCAUCGCGUGUUUAUAACGAGUGUUAAAUCUUUCACGAGACGCGGCUUGUUGCGUAUAAAAAAUCUAUCAUGCUGCAAUUUGUAUGGUAACGUUCACUCUUUAUAUUUCACUUAUGUAUUAUUAAUAACGGGAAUUAACAUCCACAAAUUUUCGGAUUUAUGUUACAAAAUAAUAUAUAUUUUUAAAUAUGGAUUAUUUAUUUUUACAGAUAUGUUAUGCAUCGUCGUGGAUAGCGAGUAAUUUUGGUUGUAUGACCUCAACUAUUUGAAAUUCGUUGCAAGAUAUUGCGAUUGUACGAUCGUCAUUUCUCCGCGUUAUUUCUGCGCCGUAAUGCUGCAAAGUAUAACGUCGCGUGCAUUUAACGCCGGGAAUGCCGUGCAAAGUGCCGUGCGAUUAUCGUAUUUUUGAUGAUUAUUGCGUGCAAUCAUAAUUAAUUGUACUUCCGCAAGUGAAUGUGUAUGUAUGUGAAUGCUACAAGAAAAUACUGUAAUAGAGGGAUAUGAAAGGAGGAGAAGGAGGCCAAGAUGGCAUAGGCAAUAGCGAUGCAAUCCAAGGGGUACGCAUGCCUUAUUUCUUAUCUGUUAAUUGUAAAAAUGAUUUUCAUUUAUUUUCGAGAUUAUAUGAUUGUAUUUUAUAUUCCCUCUUUGCAUCGUACUAGAAUAUGACAAAGCGCGCGAGAAGCGCUAUUUAUCGUUUAACAUUAUAUAUUUUUAUAUAAAAUAUUUACAUUACAUAUUAUAUACAUUACAUACUAUAUAAUCUCACCGCUAAAUCUCACACAAGUUAAUAUUAACAUUUGACAAUUUUAUUCGUAACACGAAGUAAGUAAAGCAAAAGAAACACUCAAUAUCGCGGAAAAACGUCAACGAUUAAAGUCUCACGCAGUCUUUGUGAUAAUGUACACAAUUUUUGUAAAUGUGUAAUUGUACAUAAUUUUUGUA
Molecule: messenger RNA, 1719 nt
Organism: Pogonomyrmex barbatus (red harvester ant)
Lineage: Eukaryota; Metazoa; Arthropoda; Insecta; Hymenoptera; Formicidae
Source: RefSeq, a predicted model, not a curated record